GGCUUGUCACAGCAAACCACAUUGCAGAUUGGCCUGAUUCUGACCUCCUGAUCAUGACAUUCACAUACGUUAUCGAACACAUGGAGGAGGAUGAAAUAACCCCGAAAUCUCUCCCACCCUGGGUUGAGCUAGAAUAUGCGCAUAUGAUCAUGUUGGCUGGAAAAAACGGUCGCGUUGAGUUUACGCAUCUCUCGCACAACUCUUGUUCAUUGCUCGAUACUCGGUUAGCCUCUAUCAAUGAACCCACUGCCGCAUCAUACCAUGUCCAUACUCAGUCAGUAAUGGAGCUGCUGGAGAAAAAUAACAUUCCGAUUACGAGGGUAUGUCUUCUUGACCCGAAAGCUCAAACAGUACUCGCUCCGGAGGACGCCAAAACUUUUGAUCAUUUCUUGUUUGGGGGUAUACUAGGUGAUGAUCCCCCUCGUGAUCGAACAUCUGAGCUCCGCCAACUUGGUUUUCCUUCGCGUCAUCUGGGUCCAAUGCAGAUGACAACAGAUACCGCCCUCGGUGUAACGAAGCGAGUUGUCGAUGACAAAGUGCAACUGAAUGCGAUACCAUACGUGGACUAUCCAACCAUCACAUUCAAUGCUAAAGAAAGCGUUGAAAUGCCUUUCCGGUAUAUUGCCAACGGAAAAGAACCCGUCUUACCCCCCGGAAUGCGGGAACUUCUGCACGAGGAUCUUAACAAAAGUGUCAUCUUCUAAAACCACUUACAAUGUUACAUAGCAAUUGCCGUCAUGGGGUUCACACGUGGUGGUCCUUAUAUCCCCCCUGGACCCAGCAUCUUUCAGUCUUUUAGUAUGACUGGCUGAGUUGUACCAUGGAAUGGAACUUUGUCGGAUAUGUGUCUUAUCACACAGAACUGCUAAACGAGUAAAGGAUAUUGGGUAAGAAAAAUCGCAAGAGAACCACAAGACGAGCUUUUUUUUUCUACAAUUUUUGGCCUUUGCAGAGUUGUACUCUAUGUAGGACACUACUUUCUAAACUGAGAGACCCCGUGUCCCAUUU
This is a messenger RNA of Suillus bovinus, 1008 nucleotides long. RefSeq names its product SAM-dependent RNA methyltransferase. NCBI's taxonomy places the organism in Eukaryota, Fungi, Basidiomycota, Agaricomycetes, Boletales, Suillaceae. The transcript is spliced from 8 exons. The record is from RefSeq and is a predicted model, not a curated record. Gene Ontology annotation, biological process: peptidyl-arginine methylation. Gene Ontology annotation, molecular function: protein-arginine omega-N monomethyltransferase activity. Bases 54 to 704 code for a protein of 216 amino acids.